This is a messenger RNA of Oncorhynchus nerka (sockeye salmon), 1157 nucleotides long. RefSeq names its product homeobox protein Hox-C6-like. Gene Ontology annotation, molecular function: DNA-binding transcription factor activity, RNA polymerase II-specific; RNA polymerase II cis-regulatory region sequence-specific DNA binding. Gene Ontology annotation, biological process: anterior/posterior pattern specification; regulation of transcription by RNA polymerase II. Gene Ontology annotation, cellular component: nucleus. The record is from RefSeq and is a predicted model, not a curated record. Bases 34 to 732 code for a protein of 232 amino acids. NCBI's taxonomy places the organism in Eukaryota, Metazoa, Chordata, Actinopteri, Salmoniformes, Salmonidae. The transcript is spliced from 2 exons.
GGGAAAGAGAGGGAGCAAGGGAGAGAGGGAGGUAUGAAUUCGUAUUUCGCAAACCCGUCGCUCUCAUGCCAUUUAGCUGGUGGUCAAGAGGUUUUACCAAACGUGGCCCUAAACUCAACUACCUAUGACCCAGUUCGACACUUCUCCUCCUACGGAACCGCUGUAGCCCAAAACCGGAUAUAUUCCUCGCCUUUCUAUUCUCCCCAAGACAACGUUGUAUUCGGCUCGACCAGGGGACCGUACGAGUAUGGAUCCAACGUGUUUUACCAAGACAAGGACGUGCUACCCAGCUGUAGGCAGAGCAGUUUGGGACAAGGUUCACAAAGCUCGCUCGCGCAGGAUUACCCGUCUGAUCAAGGCAGGAACGGCUCACAGGAACAAAAGGGGAACAUUCAGAUCUACCCGUGGAUGCAACGGAUGAACUCUCAUAGCGGAGUUGGAUACGGUUCUGACAGGCGAAGAGGACGCCAAAUUUACUCCCGAUACCAAACUCUAGAACUCGAAAAGGAAUUCCAUUUCAACCGCUACUUGACGAGACGCAGGCGUAUCGAAAUCGCCAACGCACUAUGUCUCUCCGAACGUCAGAUAAAAAUCUGGUUCCAGAAUCGCCGGAUGAAAUGGAAAAAGGAAAGCAAUCUAACGUCCACUCUCGCCGAAAGUGGUUCGGCAGGGGUAAGUCAAGACACAGGAAAAGAGGACACAGAAGAGGCGACAGAAGAGAAGAAAGAAUGAACGACUUCAUAUCCUAGCCUACUAUAUGCAUCAAUCCGCCGUGAUGUGAGAAUAACUUAACUACCUAGCAAGUACCUAUCAACUAUGUUUUAGCACAAUAAAAAACACUAGUGUAUUCAAAGAUAUGGCUGCGUUAAAUGCAAUGUGGAUGCAAGAUAUCUUCAGACGUCAAUGUUUGCCUUUUUAAAAUUUCUGUAUUGAUAUGAACUUUUCACGGUGAAUUUCUUUCCUUUACUUGACAUUCUCUCAUAUAGCCUACACAGACUGUGUGUAACGCGAAGGUUCAUUAUUGUAUUUUCAUAAAUGUUGUUUGACAACGAUGCAAAACACAUGGUUCUCAGAUGUCUGUACACCUAUGACGAAUAUGUUUUUCCAAAAAGAAUUGUCAAAAGAAUAUGUGAAUUAAACUUCAAGCGUUACAUCCA